Molecule: messenger RNA, 8235 nt
Organism: Stegastes partitus (bicolor damselfish)
Lineage: Eukaryota; Metazoa; Chordata; Actinopteri; Pomacentridae
Gene: polr2a
Product: RNA polymerase II subunit A
Exons: 30
Coding region: 233-5740 (1835 amino acids)
Biological process (GO): transcription by RNA polymerase II
Cellular component (GO): RNA polymerase II, core complex
Molecular function (GO): DNA binding
Source: RefSeq, a predicted model, not a curated record
GAGUGUAGAUCAGGAAAAGGGAGGGGAACAGUCGGUGGUGAGCUUAUUUAGGACCAAAAUACAAAUAAAUCGGCUCCAAAGGCAAACGACAACAGAAGUCCCUGGAAUAUCGCCUUCGGAGACUUUCCGGUCACCGUUGGCGGCCUGACCAGUGUCGUGGCGACAAUUUAAAGGCUGUUCCUGCUCACAAAGCGGCGUGCCGAGGAAGGACGCGUCUCUUUGAAUAGACAGGAUGCACGGACCGCCCUCCGGCGACAGCGCAUGCCCAUUGCGCACGAUCAAGAGAGUUCAAUUCGGCAUCAUCAGCCCAGAUGAGCUUAAACGGAUGUCCGUUACAGAAGGGGGAAUCAAAUACCCCGAAACAACGGAAGGAGGACGUCCCAAACUUGGUGGCCUUAUGGACCCAAGACAAGGGGUCAUUGAGAGAAGUGGAAGAUGUCAGACCUGUGCAGGCAACAUGACAGAAUGCCCAGGACACUUUGGCCACAUAGAACUGGCAAAGCCAGUUUUCCAUGUUGGCUUCGUAACAAAGAUAAUGAAGGUUCUUCGAUGUGUCUGCUUCUUUUGCUCCAAGCUGUUAGUGGAUUCAAACAAUCCUAAGAUCAAAGACAUCCUGGGAAAAUCUAAAGGGCAACCCAGGAAGCGUUUGACUCAUGUGUAUGAGCUGUGCAAAGGAAAAAACAUCUGUGAGGGAGGGGAGGAGAUGGACAACAAAUUUGGAAUGGAACAGCAGGAGACCGAGGAGGAUAUUAGCAAGGAGAAGGGCCAUGGUGGAUGUGGGCGCUACCAGCCACGCAUCAGACGCUCUGGCUUGGAGCUGUAUGCCGAGUGGAAGCAUGUUAAUGAGGAUUCGCAGGAGAAGAAAAUCUUGCUGAGUCCCGAGCGUGUACAUGAGAUCUUCAAGCGCAUCUCAGAUGAAGAAGACAUCAUCUUGGGUAUGGACCCAAAGUUUGCCAGACCAGAAUGGAUGAUAGUGACUGUGCUGCCCGUGCCCCCACUUGCUGUGAGGCCCGCUGUGGUCAUGCAGGGGUCUGCUCGCAACCAGGAUGACUUGACCCACAAGCUGGCUGACAUUGUCAAGAUCAACAACCAGCUGAGAAGAAAUGAGCAGAGUGGGGCAGCCGCUCACGUCAUAGCUGAGGAUGUGAAGCUGCUUCAGUUUCAUGUUGCCACCAUGGUGGACAAUGAAUUGCCGGGCCUGCCAAGGGCAAUGCAAAAGUCUGGCCGCCCUCUCAAAUCCAUAAAACAGCGUCUAAAGGGGAAGGAGGGACGAGUGCGAGGUAACCUCAUGGGCAAGCGUGUGGACUUCUCUGCCCGAACUGUCAUCACCCCAGACCCCAACCUGCAGAUUGACCAAGUGGGCGUACCACGAUCCAUCGCAGCCAACAUGACCUUCCCAGAAAUUGUCACACCCUUUAAUAUUGACAGAUUGCAGGAGCUGGUGCGAAGAGGCAACAGCCAAUACCCCGGAGCCAAAUACAUCAUCCGAGACAACGGCGACAGAAUUGACCUUCGAUUUCAUCCUAAACCAAGUGACCUUCAUCUGCAAAUUGGCUACAAGGUGGAAAGACAUAUGUGCGAUGGUGACAUCGUCAUCUUCAACCGGCAACCUACACUACACAAAAUGUCUAUGAUGGGUCACAGGGUUCGGAUUCUGCCAUGGUCCACAUUUCGUCUCAACCUCAGUGUCACCACACCAUACAAUGCUGACUUUGACGGGGAUGAGAUGAACCUCCACCUGCCUCAGUCCCUCGAGACGAGGGCAGAGAUCCAGGAGCUGGCCAUGGUGCCGCGUAUGAUUGUCACACCCCAGUCCAAUAGGCCUGUCAUGGGUAUUGUGCAGGACACCCUCACAGCUGUUCGCAAAUUCACCAAAAGAGACGUCUUCUUAGAGAGGGGUGAAGUGAUGAACCUGCUCAUGUUCCUCUCCACCUGGGACGGGAAAAUGCCUCAACCAGCGAUCCUCAAACCCCGGCCUUUGUGGACAGGCAAGCAGAUCUUCAGCCUCAUCAUUCCAGGACACAUCAAUGUGAUCCGCACGCACAGCACCCACCCUGACGAUGAGGACAGCGGCCCUUACAAACACAUUUCACCUGGCGACACCAAGGUUAUCGUGGAGAAUGGUGAACUAAUCAUGGGCAUCCUGUGUAAGAAGUCCCUGGGAACAUCAGCUGGCUCUCUCGUCCACAUCUCCUACCUGGAGAUGGGCCAUGACAUCACCAGACUCUUCUACUCCAACAUUCAGACUGUGGUCAACAACUGGCUGCUCAUCGAGGGUCAUUCCAUUGGUAUUGGUGACUCCAUUGCUGAUGCCAAAACAUACCUUGACAUUCAGAAUACCAUCAAGAAAGCCAAACAGGAUGUGAUAGAAGUCAUCGAGAAGGCUCACAACAACGAGCUGGAGCCCACCCCCGGUAACACACUGAGGCAGACCUUCGAGAACCAGGUGAACCGUAUCCUGAACGACGCUCGUGACAAAACGGGAUCCUCUGCGCAGAAAUCUCUGUCUGAGUACAACAACUUCAAGUCCAUGGUGGUGGCUGGGUCUAAGGGCUCAAAGAUUAACAUCUCACAGGUUAUUGCUGUGGUGGGACAGCAGAACGUGGAGGGUAAGCGAAUCCCCUUCGGCUUCAAACACCGCACGCUGCCUCACUUCAUUAAAGAUGACUACGGUCCUGAGAGCAGAGGCUUUGUGGAGAACUCCUACCUGGCUGGCCUGACGCCCACCGAGUUCUUCUUCCACGCCAUGGGAGGCAGAGAGGGUCUGAUUGAUACGGCUGUCAAGACAGCUGAGACUGGUUACAUCCAGCGUCGUCUGAUCAAAUCUAUGGAGUCUGUGAUGGUGAAGUACGAUGGCACAGUGCGAAACUCCAUCAACCAGGUGGUUCAGCUGCGCUACGGCGAGGACGGCCUGGCAGGAGAGAACGUGGAGUUCCAAAAUGUGGCGACACUGAAACCCUCACACAAGGCCUUUGAAAAGAAGUUCAAGUUCGACUGCACCAACGAGCGAGCACUGAGGCGGACGCUGCAGGAAGACGUCGUGAAAGACGUGCUGACCAACGCCCACGUGCAAAGCAGUCUGGAGAGGGAGUUUGACAAGAUGAAGGAGGACAGGGAGAUCCUGCGAGCAAUUUUCCCCACCGGAGACAGCAAGGUGGUGCUGCCAUGCAACCUGGCUAGAAUGAUCUGGAACGCUCAGAAGAUCUUCCGUAUCAACACUCGCACCCCAACAGACCUGAAUCCUCUAAGGGUGGUCGAGGGAGUUCACGAGCUGAGUAAGAAGCUUGUGAUCGUGAACGGCGACGACCCUCUGAGCAGACAGGCCCAGCAGAACGCCACCCUGCUCUUCAACAUCCACCUGCGCUCGACGCUCUGCUCCAAACGCAUGACUGAGGAGUUCCGUCUUUCCACGGAGGCGUUCGACUGGCUGCUGGGAGAGAUCGAGACCAAGUUCAACCAGUCCAUUGCCCACCCAGGCGAAAUGGUUGGUGCUCUCGCCGCUCAGUCGCUGGGAGAGCCCGCCACCCAGAUGACCCUGAACACUUUCCACUACGCCGGCGUGUCCGCCAAGAACGUAACCCUCGGUGUGCCCCGUUUAAAGGAGUUGAUCAACAUCUCGAAGAGGCCCAAGACACCCUCGCUGACUGUGUUCCUGCUGGGUCAGGCAGCACGUGAUGCCGAGAGGGCGAAGGACAUCCUCUGUCGACUCGAGCACACCACGCUGAGAAAAGUGACAGCCAACACCGCCAUCUACUACGACCCCAACCCGCAGAACACGGUGGUGGCCGAGGACCAGGAGUGGGUGAACGUGUACUACGAGAUGCCCGACUUUGACGUGACGCGCAUUUCACCGUGGCUUCUGCGCAUUGAGCUAGACCGCAAGCACAUGACCGACCGCAAGCUGACUAUGGAGCAGAUUGCAGAGAAGAUCAACGCAGGUUUUGGAGACGACCUGAACUGUAUCUUCAAUGACGACAACGCCGAGAAGCUCGUGCUGCGAAUCAGAAUCAUGAACAGCGAUGAGAACAAGUUCCAGGAGGAUGAGGAGGUGGUGGACAAAAUGGACGACGACGUGUUUUUGAGGUGCAUCGAGUCCAACAUGCUAACAGACAUGACCCUACAGGGCAUUGAGCAGAUCAGCAAGGUGUACAUGCACUUGCCCCAGACUGACAAUAAAAAGAAAAUCAUAAUCACAGAGGACGGCGAGUUCAAAGCCCUGCAGGAGUGGAUCCUGGAGACAGACGGAGUGAGCCUCAUGAGAGUGCUCAGCGAGAAGGAUGUAGAUCCCGUCAGAACCACCUCCAACGACAUUGUGGAGAUCUUCACGGUUUUGGGCAUUGAGGCUGUGCGAAAGGCGCUGGAGAGGGAGUUGUACCACGUCAUCUCCUUCGACGGUUCCUACGUCAACUACCGUCACUUGGCUCUGCUCUGUGACACAAUGACCUGCCGCGGUCACUUGAUGGCCAUCACGCGUCACGGCAUCAACCGUCAAGACACCGGACCGCUCAUGAAGUGUUCCUUUGAGGAGACGGUGGAUGUGUUGAUGGAGGCGUCGUCCCACGGUGAGAGUGAUCCCAUGAAGGGUGUGUCGGAGAACAUCAUGCUGGGCCAGCUAGCCCCGGCAGGGACAGGCUGCUUCGACCUCCUGCUGGAUGCUGAGAAGUGUAAAUACGGCAUGGAGAUCCCUACCAACAUACCUGGCAUCAGCGUGGCUGGACCCACUGGAAUGUUCUUUGGCACGGUGCCGAGUCCCAUGAGCGGCAUGUCUCCUGCUAUGACCCCAUGGAACACAGGAGCUACCCCGGCCUACGGCGCCUGGUCCCCCAGUGUUGGAAGCGGAAUGACCCCCGGAGCAGCAGGCUUCUCGCCCAGUGCAGCAUCAGAUGCAAGUGGCUUCUCUCCAGGCUACUCCCCCGCCUGGUCUCCCACUCCUGGGUCUCCAGGAUCUCCGGGACCUGCCAGCCCAUACAUCCCAUCUCCAGGUGGAGCCAUGUCACCAAACUACUCGCCCACCUCCCCUGCCUACGAGCCUCGUUCUCCGGGGGGCUACACCCCUCAGAGCCCGGGCUACUCCCCGACAUCCCCCUCCUACUCCCCCACCUCCCCCUCGUACUCACCCACCAGCCCCAACUACAGCCCGACAUCUCCUUCCUACUCGCCCACAUCGCCCAGUUACUCCCCAACCUCUCCCUCCUACUCACCCACAUCUCCUUCUUACUCCCCAACAUCUCCCUCCUACUCCCCGACCUCCCCAUCUCCCCGUUACACCCCACAGUCGCCCACCUACACACCCAGCUCGCCCUCAUACAGCCCCAGCUCCCCAUCCUACUCCCCCACCUCGCCCAAAUACACCCCGACUUCCCCCUCAUACAGCCCCAGCUCCCCGGAAUACACCCCCACCUCACCCAAAUACUCCCCCACCUCACCAAAGUACUCCCCGACAUCACCGAAGUACUCGCCCACAUCUCCCACCUACUCCCCCACGACUCCAAAAUACAGCCCCACCUCUCCUACCUACUCCCCCACCUCCCCCACCUACACCCCCACCAGCCCCAAAUACUCCCCCACCUCCCCGACUUACUCCCCAACUUCACCCAAGUACUCUCCCACGUCUCCUACGUACUCACCAACUAGUCCUAAGGGCUCCACAUACAGCCCCACCUCCCCCGGAUACAGCCCCACCUCACCCACCUACAGCCCGGCCAUCAGCCCCGAUGACAGCGAUGAAGAGAACAACUGAUGAGCCGUGGAGGAGAAGAGGGGGCAGCUGAAGAAACCUUUUUCACCUCGUGGUUGACAACUGAAGGACAGCACCUUUACCCAGCCGGAGGAGGUGGUGGCGCCUCUAGCCACAGGCGUCCCAACUGUGAUCUUUUCUACGAGGAAAUCUCAACCUUGGGACCUGUGGCUUCACCAUCUGAGGGAGCUGCCCCCUUCCCCCCCCCAACACCUUUACAAAAUGUUCUAAACUAUUAUGUGAAAGACUUGAACAGCUUUGCCUGAAGGAAAAAAAAAAAGGCUGCCUUUUGAAAUAGUUUUUUAAUUUUCACUUGGGGUGUUGAAGCGAAACUGAGAAUCCCUAGAGGGAAUGAAAAGGAGAGGAAGAUGUGGUGAACAUUCAAGGGGGAGGAAAAGUCCCUUUUUAACUUUAUAGUGUACUGCAUCCAGUCUCUCUCUCUCACUCUCUAAAUGUCGGGUGUGUAGUUGUUCCUCGAAAGCAUAUAUAUUGCCAAAAGCCUUUCUGAAGAGUGGAUUGUAUUCAUUUACUAAAGCAUAAGCUGUAAAGAAAAUCAAGGGGGCAACGUUUAGACUUUGUUUACUGCAUAUUUCACCAAGUUGUUAGACCUUUUUGCUGCUUUUGUAAAAGUACAGUUGCUGCCAGUUUCGGGAGCAACCCGUGGAUGAAAGAAGACGGAGCAUGAGUGCGAUAUAUUAAAAAAAACAAUGGGUCUGAUUGUCGAAAGGAAAAGAAACGUGGGAUCAUAAGCAGAAGUACAUACAUUAUAGGAGAGAGAAACUGGUUCGCAGGGAGAAGAUAUUUCACUCUAAACAUCAUCAACUACAUAAGUCUAUGUACCUGUCGCCCUCCCCUCUUCCUCCUUCGCACCCCAGAGACCUGAAAGAUGUCACAAAAAAAACACCCACCAGCAUUCUCUUGCCCCCCCUCUACCAUUUUGGAGACUUGUGCAUCAAAAGCAAGAAAAAAAACAACAAAAAAAAACAUCUUUUCCAGAUAAUAAUCUGUCAUUGACACUCUGGAUUUAAAGAUAAAAAAAUAGUCAAUUAUUCUUUCUUUAUUUUGAGUGUAGGAGGAAACACAUGGAUGCUAGUUUGGCCUUGCUGCUUUUGUCAUUGUUUGCAUGAGUAGCACAUGUUAAUACAUUUUAAUCAAGCUUUAGGUUGACUUUUUUUUUUUUUUUUAAACCCCUCCAACUUCUUGCGAAUCUCUGUCCCAUUUCUGAUAGCUAAAGUGUACACAGGCUUAUUUGGACUAUUCAGUUUAUUUAAGAAAGAAAGUUAACUAAUAUUCUGUGUGAAUAUAAAUAGAGAAAAAUUACGAAUUUAAAUUUUUUUUUGGGCUUUUCUCUUGUUUGCUUUUGGUGAUUUAUUUUUUUUUGUAAACCUGUUUGCAGGAGGCUAAUAUUCAUAUUCUGUGGAUGAAGGGGCAGGGCAGGAGAGGGAGGGGAGUACUUUUAAAAUUUUCGCUGCCGUUCUUCCUCCAAAUUGGCCUUAGUUUUUUUUUUUUUUUUCGCGCUUUUCGCUCACAACAUAUUGCACUCUGCCACCAGGUUUUGUGACGUUGCUUCAGUCAAAAGAUAGAAGAGUUAAAGGUUCAGUGUUAAAAUUUCAUGUUUUCACGUCUUGGGAUGGCCUUUCUCUUCACUACAGUGAAACAUUCUUUUUUUUUUUUUUUUAGCAGAGAUCGUCCAAAGAAAACAGUACUUUCGGGCUCUCUAUUAAGAAACCUUACCCACUACAUUAGUGUGAACUUUCUUUUCAAGUUUGACUGCGUUAGGAAGCGUCUGUAUGCCAGGUGAGAGUUUUGUUUUCCUCGUUCCAUUUGAUCAUUCAACACGGUUUGAGUUUAUCAGACUUGCCGGGUCUCCUCCCUCUUCCCUCUUCAUUCACAAGUCUCCUUUCUGAAAUCAGUGUUUUUGUUUUUUUUUUUUCUACCAGUGUAUGUACCUGUGAUGAGGGGGAAUCAUGGGGAGGGGGAAGAUAUUGACUGGGAGUCCUGAGGAGGAGAUAAAAAAAAUGUCUUUGGGUUCUGUUCUGAAAGUCUUUAAAUGAUUUGUCUAAGUUUGUGAAACACUGCUUCCCAGUUAGUCUUGAAUUUAAAGGACUGCAUUCUCUGGCCUUUGACAUAAAGCAGGUUUGUUAAUUGCACUUAGUAAAUAUUGUGGUGGACUUCAACCCCCCCCAGACAUUGUGAUAUUUUUUUGGUCCACUAUGCUCGCAUCCGAUCCUGUUGUCUUAAAUGUGUGCUGUCCAGUCUGUUCAGGACAUCAGGACUCCCAGGCGAAUGAAUGUCUGUCUGUAUGCGUGUGCGGUUAGUGUACGUCCCGAGGGCGAUGCAGGGUUUCAAGCUGAGGAAAGACUUUACAUGUCUGGGCAAAAGGAGGUUUAACUUAAAUUUGCCACUGUAUAGAAAAUCAAGUCAUUAUCUCAUUCUCUGUAUCUUUGUUCUGUUUGUUUUUUGACUUGGAAAAAAAUGAAUAAAAGUUUUACUAUAUG